UCCGGGAGCGGGCGUCCCUCGCCAUGACAGAGCAGGAGAAGGCAGAAUGGGAGAACUUAAACAAGCUAUUAAUGCGUCGUGGGUUGAAACCGGUGAGUCUUGCUGCCCCCCAAAGCUGCAGAAAUAUAUCAGAUAUGAUUGUCUUAGACAGUCAGUCUUCUCUAGGAAUAAGACUUGCAUUAAAAACGCUGGUGGAAGACACCGACCGACAGCAGAAAAUGAUGCAGGGGCUUAUGGAGGCUAAUCGUUACCUUAGAGAUGAGAUACGACAGGAAAGAGGUCGGGCAUCUCGACAAGAACAGCGGGCUAAUGAUUUGGAAAAUGUGGUGAAAAACAUUAAGUCCAAAAUUUGUCAGCUGGAAGAUGAGACGAUAGCUAAAGUUUGCCAGCAACAGAAUCAAGUCAAAGAACUUCAAAAAGACCAACAGGUUUCACAGGCAAAGUAUCAACAGCAGCAGGAGAAGCUGCAAGAACAGGAAGAGAUCAUUGCCCGUUUGCAAAAGGAGCUGUGCAAAGUUGGGAUGGAGGAGCAACAGCGUGCUGCCACUCAGAACAAAAUGUUUUGUCGGUUUUGCAAAAGAGCUCCCAAGUCUCUUCUAGAUCAGCAGUAA
Molecule: messenger RNA, 611 nt
Organism: Aptenodytes forsteri (emperor penguin)
Lineage: Eukaryota; Metazoa; Chordata; Aves; Sphenisciformes; Spheniscidae
Product: centrosomal protein of 70 kDa-like
Exons: 5
Coding region: 24-611 (195 amino acids)
Biological process (GO): regulation of microtubule cytoskeleton organization; cilium assembly
Cellular component (GO): centrosome
Molecular function (GO): gamma-tubulin binding
Source: RefSeq, a predicted model, not a curated record